Messenger RNA from Brassica oleracea var. oleracea, 2665 nucleotides. RefSeq names its product root phototropism protein 3-like. The transcript has 6 exons. Gene Ontology annotation, molecular function: protein binding. The coding region runs from base 348 to 2543 and encodes 731 amino acids. NCBI's taxonomy places the organism in Eukaryota, Viridiplantae, Streptophyta, Magnoliopsida, Brassicales, Brassicaceae. The record is from RefSeq and is a predicted model, not a curated record.
UGAAAAGAUAGGAUACACUGCUCAUUUACAAGAUUACAACACAAAAGUAGAAAGAAUUAAAAUAAAUAAUAUAUGAUAACUGAGAAGCAGAGUGUUUUAAGCCCAUUACUUCACAGGCUGUAGAUAUAUAUGAGUGACUUUGGUUUUAAAUUCUCUCUGAGAAAAUAGACAAUACAGAGAAAGCUUCCAAAUCUCAUAGCAUCCCAUGUGGGGGAUACUAUCUCCUUUCUCUUUCAUCUUUAUAAUCAAAUACUAAUCAAUCUCUCUUUUCUCUGAACUGUUUGUUUCAUAUUACUCUUCUCCUCUCUCUGUAGUAUCUUCUCUUGCUUCCAUCACAGAGUUUGUGAAUGAUGUGGGAAUCUGAGAGCGAUUCUGGGGUUGUAGGAGGAGGAGGAAGAGAGUAUGGUAAUGAAGUUUUGAGUUCUAACAAACAUGGCAGCGUCAGGACUGAUGGGUUUGAGCUUAGAGGCCAAUCUUGGUGUGUUGCUACAGACAUCUCCAGUGAUCUUCUGGUUAAAAUCUGCGACAUGAACUUUCACCUACACAAGUAUCCUUUGCUGUCACGUAGCGGGAAGAUGAACAGAUUGAUCUACGAGUCACCACGAGAACCUGACCCGACCAUACUCAUUCUCGAUGACUUACCUGGAGGACCAGAAGCGUUUGAGCUAGCAUCAAAAUUCUGCUACGGAGUUCCCGUGGAUCUCACGGCAACUAACAUAUCAGGUCUACGUUGCGCAGCUGAGUAUCUCGAGAUGACAGAGGAUCUUGAAGAAGGGAAUCUAAUCUUUAAGACGGAAGCUUUUCUCAGCUAUGUGGUUUUGUCUUCAUGGAGAGACUCAAUCUUGGUUCUAAAGAGCUGUGAGAAGCUCUCACCAUGGGCUGAGAAUCUUCAGAUUGUGAGAAGGUGUAGUGAAUCUAUUGCAUGGAAGGCUUGUAGUAAUCCUAAAGGGAUUAGAUGGGCUUACACAGGGAAGUCACCAUCUCUAUCUUCAUCUCCAAAGACCACUAAUAACUUCGCGAGUUCUAGUCCUAAAUGGAACGAGACAAAGGAUUCAAGUUUAUAUUGCAGCCCGAGUAGGAACAAUAAUAACAACCAGACUGUUCCUCCGGACUGGUGGUUUGAAGAUGUCUCUAUCUUGAGGAUAGAUCACUUCGUUCGUGUAAUAACUGCAAUCAAGGUGAAAGGUAUGAGAUUUGAACUUCUCGGAGCUGCAAUAAUGCAUUACGCCCGAAAAUGGCUUCCGGGUGUGUUCAAAGAAGGAGCUCCAGCACCAUCCACCAUCGGAGGAGGAGGAGACGAAAUGAGCGUGAGCUGCGGAAGCAACAGCAGCGGAGGAAGCUCCGGUCACGACAACUGGAAAGGCGGUCUCCACAUGGUCCUCUCCGGCAAACCUAACGCCCAUCAAGACUCCACCGCUUUCCUUGCUGGACACGUUACCAGCCCUAAAGAGCAGCGAAUGAUCGUCGAGUCCCUAAUCAGUAUCAUCCCUCCGCAGAAAGACUCCGUCACUUGCAGCUUCCUCCUCCGUCUUCUCAGAGCAGCCAGCAUGCUUAAAGUAGCUCCGGCGCUAACCACGGAGCUGGAGAAGCGCGUGGGGAUGCAGUUCGAGCAAGCGACUCUUCAGGAUCUUCUGAUCAAAGGGGAGACGAUGUACGAUGUUGAUCUUGUUCAGAGACUGUUGGAGCAUUUUCUAGUUCAGGAGCAGACAGAAGGGUCGAGCCCGAGUAGAAUGUCCCCGUACGCAGAUGCCGGAGUUCCGAGAGCGAACAGCAUCAGUGGUAAUAACAGUCAGAAUGCGAAGAUGAGAGUGGCGAGGCUUGUGGAUAGUUAUCUCACUGAAGUUGCUAGAGACAGGAACUUGCCGUUGACUAAGUUUCAGGUUUUGGCUGAGGCGUUGCCGGAAUCUGCAAGGACUUGCGACGAUGGGCUGUACAGAGCAAUCGACUCGUAUCUCAAGGCGCAUCCGACAUUGUCCGAACACGAGAGAAAACGACUAUGCAGAGUGAUGGACUGUCAAAAGCUAUCAAUGGACGCGUGCAUGCACGCCGCUCAGAACGAGAGGUUGCCAUUGCGAGUGGUGGUUCAAGUCCUCUUCUCGGAGCAAGUCAAGAUCAGUAACGCCUUAGCCAACACGUCACUGAAAGAGUCAACUACGUUAGGUGAAGCCAUGGGUACUACUUAUCAACCAAUGAUCCCAAAUCGUAAGACAUUGAUCGAAGCAACACCACAAUCUUUUCAGGAAGGGUGGGCUGCGGCUAAGAAGGAUAUUAACACGUUGAAGUUCGAGAUAGAGACGGUGAAGACGAAGUACGUUGAGCUUCAGAAUGAGAUGGAAGCGAUGCAAAGACAGUUUGAGAAGACAGGAAAAGUGAAGACCAGUACUUCGUCUUCUUCGGCUUGGAGUAGCGGUUGGAAGAAGCUAAGUAAGUUCACUAAGAUGACUGUACCGGAGAGUCCAGAUGUUGCUAGAGGAGAACAAGCUGGUGGUGUUAAUCAUCAACCAGCUAGGAAACCAAGGCGAUGGAGGAACUCAAUUUCUUGAGACAACUUUUAUGUGUUCUUGAUUUGAUUCUUUGAGAGAAAGAAAAGCUUUUGUUUGCUUCUAAUUUGUAAUGCUAUGUCCUUAAUGAUAUAUCAUUACAAAACCCAAUCAUCUUGACAAUA